Molecule: messenger RNA, 1143 nt
Organism: Eutrema salsugineum
Lineage: Eukaryota; Viridiplantae; Streptophyta; Magnoliopsida; Brassicales; Brassicaceae
Product: putative F-box/kelch-repeat protein At2g29810
Exons: 2
Coding region: 1-1143 (380 amino acids)
Molecular function (GO): protein binding
Source: RefSeq, a predicted model, not a curated record
AUGGUUGUAAUCUCUGAAAUUCCCGACGACGGCGAUCCAAACAAGAAGCCGCAAGAAGAAGAGGUACAACAUAAUCUUCCGACUUCUUUCGCCGAGAUUCCAAACGAUAUCAUCGAAACCUGCAUCGCAACAAGAGUCCGGAGAUGCCAUUACCCGGAACUAUCACGCACCUCAAGGUUCUUUCAUGGUCUCAUGAAAGAAACGAGACUCUACGAAAAGCGCUCAAGCCUCGGCCUCGCCGAAUCGGUUCUCUACGCCUUAAUUCGAUCCCCUCCUCACGAUCCCCCGAGCUGGUACAUCCUCCAUGGUAACAACAACUCUCGGCGGUUGUGCAGAAUCAAUCUUGAUCGCGCCAUGCCUCUCGGAUGCGCCGUCGUCACAAUCGGACCGGAGAUUUACGUAAUCGGCGGAUCCGUCGGCCAGAACAUGCGCACAUCGGGCGUGUUUCUCAUCGAUUGCAGGUUUCACAGGUCUUGCUCUCUUCCGAGCAUGCGAAUGGAUCGCUACGGCGCAGCCGCCGGGGUAAUCGACGGGAAGAUAUACGUGAUCGGAGGCUGCGAGGAUCGACCUUUGCCUUAUGAUUGUGUCGAAGUGUUUGAUGUAAAGACUCAAGUUUGGGAAAUGUGUGGCUUGAAUUUAGCGUCAGAGACCAAGUUUGUGGCGUAUGUGGUGAUGGAAGAGAAGAUCUACGUUUUGGAUGCUCAAAAAUGUUUUGCUUUCGAACCCAGAGAACGUAAAUGGCAACAUUGGUUGAAGAGACCCUGGUAUAGGCCAUGCUGUGUGGUGGAUGAUUUGUUGUAUACCAUACGUGUGAGAGGUUUAGAUGGCUUGCCUAUUCUGUAUGACCCAAAGAAGAAGAGUUGGAGACCUGCGGGAGCUGUAGAUGGCUUGCCUUGUCUGGUUUAUAAUGAGUCUGAAAUGGCGAAUCUCGGUGGGAAGUUGGUGAUUUUGGGUACUAGUGAACAGGAUCUUUGGAUUGAAGCAGAGAAGGAAGCAGUGAAGGAAGCACACCUUUGGUGCGUAGAGAUCGCAUUGGAAAGACGUGAAGAUGGCGAGGUUUGGGGGAAUGUCGAAUCGGCGACGCUUGUGCUUACAUCUGACAUAUCCCCUUCCAUUGAGCUUUGUCGAACAGUUACCAUUUGA